Messenger RNA from Hypomesus transpacificus, 3457 nucleotides. It is a transcript of the gene fmodb, whose product is annotated as fibromodulin b. Gene Ontology annotation, molecular function: protein binding. NCBI's taxonomy places the organism in Eukaryota, Metazoa, Chordata, Actinopteri, Osmeriformes, Osmeridae. The record is from RefSeq and is a predicted model, not a curated record. The transcript has 4 exons. The coding region runs from base 2080 to 3129 and encodes 349 amino acids.
AUAUAUAUAUAUAUUUGUUGUUCUUCUUCUUAAUUGAACCCUUUUUACCCCUUGCCAUUGAAGUAAAUACAUCUGGUUCAUUUAAUUGUCACCAUAGUAAUCAGAUGUUGAUCAUAACAGGAUUGACUUGAUGUAACUAUGGAAGUGUUGUUUAACCUUGCAUAGCCAAAAGCACUGUAACUAAUGUAGAAUCAAGCCGAGCUCUGUUCACUGUUGUUUUAUUUUUACUUGUGCCCAAAUGUUUCUCAGCCUGUUUCUAGGUCUGUGUAUAGUAGGGCCCUGGGUCCAAGGCCCAUACAACCAUAUCAAUGAAACCACUCUAAUAUGACUGUGAUGGUCCUUUAAAACUAAUGUCAAAGAAAUAAUUAUAUGCAUUGGGUUGGGGAUAUAUGUGCCCUGAAGGACUAUAUAUUUGUUAAUCCUCACAGGGAGAUAAUUUUUGUUUUACAGCCUACACAGUGCCAGUAACUCACGUAGUGAAGCAUAAUGGAAAGAUGAUUUCCUGAUCAAAUAAUUGGUGACAUUGAUACCUUACAGAGUAUUUAAUACUUUACUGUAAAAAGUAUUUGAUACUGUACUGUAGGACUUAUGUUACUAAUUAUCACCAGUUUGCCCACCAAUUAAUUUACAAUGUAAUAUACACUCUGAAAGUAUUGUGGAAACGUUUGAAUUGUUUAAUUGAAUGUCUCUCCCUCAGCGUUCGGUGUAUAUACUUAUUCACAGCUCAAAAGUACAGGUUUUCUAUUUGUGGUGGGAGUUUUGUUGCCAUGAAAUCUGCUUCACUUUAGACUUCAAACGUAUGAUGGCUUUGAUUGGGUUUUACUGUGGGUCGGAUCUUUUUUUGCCAACAUGCCUCUAACUAUGUGUGCCUAGAGUUAUGUAUGCGUACGUUGCAGAUCUCAUUUUUUAACUUACUGUUUAGAAAUAAUUAGUGCCUUGAGAGUAAUGGGGAGAGUUCUAAUGUUGGGUCUGUGUGCUUAACCUUUCACACGAACCUCCCAAUGAGUCUAUGCAUGAUUUGGAGUUGUGGGUGUGCUGAUCUCAUGUUAAAGAUGUCCAAGGUAAAGACGGUGAAUAAACAAUAUCACCACAAGGUGGUAGUAUCCUAUCAAUGUCAUUAUCUCCACACCCCUCAGCGGGCCAUAGGGGACAUUUUGACCAUGCCAGUCCUGGUCCAACACACAAAUAGAUGCUGAUUGCACAUGGUUCUCCACUCCUCAAAAACUGGACUGUUAGGAUGAGUGUCAGCAUCCACACAGCAGUAAUAGAUAUUCUUGCUCCUCGCUGUACGAAUGAACUUCUUCCAGUUUGACAGUCAUAACUAGACGUAAGUUGCAGAGCAUCAUUGUAGCUUAUUAAUAGGUGUACUGAGUAAAUGUACAGUAUAAAAUGUAGCACAUCUCAAACUGCUGUACUCGUGUCCAGAGUGUCCUUUACUGUGGAAUAAACCCCCUCAAAUAUUUUGUCAUCUUGUGCCUUGUUAUGUGGUUUAAUUGUGCAUUCAUAUCUCAGCACUCAACUUUUUAUGGCUCAGUUUGGUACCACAUCCAUCAACCCCAGAUUAUCUAUAGUAUCCUAUUCCCCAAAUGACCAUGUGGAAGUAAUGACCAGUCAAUACCUUGAAGGCCUAUGCUAUAGCAAUUUACAAAUAUCUUAAGAUGUCUGUGUUUAAAAAUGUUUUUGUCUAAUGUGGAAUGUUUUGCAGGGACAACAUGUUUUCAUCUGGUCUUUGGCACUAAUACAGCUCCCUCUCCUCCAAACAGAUAAGGCUGUGCAUCAGGAAACACUCUGCAUUCUUCCUGCUUGGUGUCAUGUGGAUCAGAGUAGCUUUCCUAUUUGGAACACCGCAGACACAGUCAUUGGUGCCAGUACCAAAUCACUGACAUGUCAGCUAAGACAUUUGGAGAACAAAGGACUUAGAAAAGGAGGGUGACAGUUGGCUGACUUUCUUCACAGCAUCAAGCCUAUAAUUUCCCGGAGGUGCCCCAUGGGCCAGACACAGCACUCUGGAAUGAGGAACUUACCAACACUGGUUGACAUGCAAAAGGAUAUCGAUAACUAUUCAUAUUUGCGGUGAUCAUGCGAGCAGUGUUGCUGCUGAUUGUAGCUGGGCUGGUGGACCUCAGCUUUCCCCAGAGCCCCGGCUCCUUCCAUUGGCUGUGGUACCUGCGUGGCCGCAGGCGCCACCCCGACACCCUGUGGAUGGACCGCGUGGGUGAGGACUGCCCACUGGAGUGUGACUGCCCCUCCACUUACCCUACAGCCAUGUAUUGUCACAGCCGUAACCUGCAGCAUGUUCCUUAUGUCCCCUCCCGCAUGAAGUAUGUCUACUUGCAACGCAACCAGAUCACAGGCAUCCAGGAGGGGGUGUUUGACAACGCCACAAACUUGGUCUGGGUCAUGCUCCACCAGAACCAACUCAGCUCUGACAAACUGGGUCUGAAUGUUUUCAGCAAACUUAAAAAUCUGGAACGACUCUACCUGAAUCACAACCAGCUGACCCGCUUGCCCCUGAACCUGCCCAAGUCUAUUAAAGAUCUUAGGAUAAACCACAAUAAGAUAUCAAAGAUUCUGGCUAGCUCUUUUGAGGGGAUGACUAACUUAACCAAACUCCAUCUCCAUGCCAAUUCACUUGAGGAGGUUGGGGGAGCUUUCAAGGGGCUUAAGUCUUUGAACAUAUUGGACAUCAGGAAAAACCAACUGAAGAGAAUUCCAGGGAAUCUCCCAGAAAUGCUGCAUCAACUCUACCUUGAGUAUAAUAAUAUUGAGAGUGUGCCGGAAAACUUCUUCAGUAGUUAUCCUAUGCUGCAGUUUCUAAGGUUAGCUCAUAACAAGUUGACAGAUGGAGGGAUUCCACGCAACACCUUCAAUGUCAGCACUCUGGUGGAACUGGACCUGUCCCACAACAAGUUGGAGAGGAUCCCUAUUGUCAGUAGAAGUCUUGAAAACCUGUAUCUACAGGCUAAUCAAAUCAAAGAGUUCUCUCUGGGUAGUUUCUGUGCUAAGGUGGACAUGGCUAACUACUCCAAGUUGAAGGUGCUGCGUUUGGAUGCCAAUCAAAUUAGUCCCAAAGAUGUGCCAUCUGAAGCUGCCUACUGUCUACGUCUCGUUGCCUACAUAGAUGUGUAGCUCCUUUAUUUUUGUACAUUUUAUUCUGUUUUUGAAUAACAUAUCCUGGAUCUUGUUAAUAACUUGUAAGCCUCUGUUACUAGUUAUUAUAAGAAUCCCAUCUGUUUCUCUUCAAAUAGAGCCUAACGUAUUUUGUAACUCGUCAUGGCUUAGCUCCAUGUCUUAAAUUGAUGAUGAAUGUUUAGUAAAAUAACCAUAUUUUCAUCGUAUUCCUUCUGAGGGUAUACAACUAAUGGGUUACACUUCUAAUGUACUUACUCUUAACUACUUCUCAUCAUGUUCAAUACUCUGUGCAUUUAGGAAUUAUGAUUAAAGAGUUGUGUUGUUU